Molecule: messenger RNA, 22895 nt
Organism: Diabrotica virgifera virgifera (western corn rootworm)
Lineage: Eukaryota; Metazoa; Arthropoda; Insecta; Coleoptera; Chrysomelidae
Gene: dop
Product: microtubule-associated serine/threonine-protein kinase 3
Exons: 17
Coding region: 242-5137 (1631 amino acids)
Biological process (GO): peptidyl-serine phosphorylation; intracellular signal transduction
Molecular function (GO): magnesium ion binding; ATP binding; protein serine/threonine kinase activity
Source: RefSeq, a predicted model, not a curated record
AAUUCUGCCGUUUUCAGAUAGCCUUUGUGCUAGUUUGUCGUUCUAAGAUGAAUCAUUGUUGACUAAAUUUAAGUACAUAUUUAGUAAUUGCUCAAAAAUAAACUUUUAAAUGUAAAAAAUAUGGCCUAUAGAACAUUUUAUAACAUAAAACAAAUAGUGUUGUGUGGUAAAAUAAUGUCACAAUUGUUGAAUGGUAUGGUUGUAAAAUUAGUUAUGUAAAAUUCUUGGUUUGGGGUAAUAGAUGGAAGACAAGGGGGUGAAACCACGACCUCGAUCAAAUUCAGCCAGAAUAUUGGUUUUUAACGAAUCAAAACCUGGAUUUAGACUAGAGCAAAGACAGAAUUCCUGUGCUGAAUCAUGGAUUUCCCGUAAACAACACUCAGAUACAGAAAAUGGAUCUUCUAACCUAAUACGGAUUCGAAAGUCGGCCUUAGGGAAGUCGGCUCCAUCUUUGUCCUUAAAUAUGAAGGAACUGGGUCCGGUAAAUCGACGGAAUAGCCGAUCAGCUGCAAUUCAUAGGCUAAGUUUUGUUACUAAUACAAGUCCAGUGCUACCAAGAUCUCAUUCUCCUGUAUGUGGUAGUCCUAUCGAUAGCCCUAGAACCCACACCAACUUUAAUAACUUUUCUUUUGCCCCUAUCAAAAGAAUCGUUGCUGGAUAUCGAGGAGAUGGAAGAAGAUGGUCUGUGGCUUCCCUUCCCUCAUCAGGAUAUGGGACAACCCCCGGUAGUUCUAAUAUGUCGUCAAAAUGCUCUAGUCAAGAAAGAUUACACCAGUUACCACAUAUUCCAACUUCCGAAGAUAUUCGAAUACUAACUCAUCACUUCUCAAGUAACGAAAGUAAUGCGUCCAUACCAAGUGGUGAAGAAACCUCAUCGGUUAGUCAUCGAUCACCCCUUCACAGACCACGGUCUAGGAGUUUAAGUAGUCCGAGUAGAUCUCCAGUUAUAGACAACGAAAUAUGUAUGAUGAACGUAUUAUACAAAGAAAGAUUUCCGAAAGCAACCCAGCAAAUGGAGGAAAGACUAGCCAAUUUCAUCGAAGAAAAUAAAAUUUUAGAUUUUGGAAAAGAUUGUGAUUAUUUACCCAUCGUCCGUUUCGUCCAUCACCAAGUUCUGGAAAUAGCUAGAGACUGCUUACACAAAUCUCAAAGCAAACUUAUUACCAGUCAGUAUUUUCAUGAGAUGUCUGAAAAUUUGGAACGGUUAUUAACAGAGACUAAGGAAAAAUCAGAAGGUGCAGCUAACUUACUGACAAGUUUUAUAAAGAAACUUUUGUUAAUCAUAUCUCGGCCGGCCCGUUUAUUGGAAUGUUUGGAGUUUGAUCCAGAAGAAUUCUACCACUUUCUAGAGGCAGCAGAGGGCCAGGUAAAAGGUGUUCAAGGCAUAAAAGCAGAUAUUCCACAAUAUAUUAUACAGAAACUAGGUUUAAAUCGAGACCCGAUAGCAGAACUUCAACAGGAACUACGUGAUUGUAGUUGGUCGAAUGAGAACAAGCCGGUAGUUUUGAACGCUGCUCCCACUAUGAGAAAGACCCUGUGUAACCCAAACGAACAUGAUUUUGAAGUUGUCAAACUGAUUUCAAAUGGUGCCUACGGAGCAGUAUACUUGGUGAAGCAUAAACAAACUAGGCAACGAUUUGCGAUGAAAAAGAUCAACAAAAACAACUUGAUGUUGCGCAACCAGGUAGAGCAAGUUUUUGCUGAACGAGAUAUCCUUAGCUUUGCAGACAAUCCUUUUGUAGUCAGUAUGUAUUGCAGUUUCGAGACUAAAAAGCAUCUAUGCCUGGUUAUGGAAUAUGUUGAAGGAGGAGAUUGUGCUAGUUUGUUAAAAAAUAUUGCAGUUCUACCAGCUGAUAUGGCUCGUUUUUAUUUUGCUGAGACCGUACUUGCUGUUGAGUACUUACAUUCUUAUGGGAUAGUGCAUAGAGAUUUAAAACCUGAUAAUCUUUUGAUAACAGCACUUGGCCACAUUAAACUUACAGACUUUGGAUUGAGCAAAGUUGGUCUGAUGUCAUUGGCAACCAAUCUAUAUGAAGGAUACAUGGAUACGGACUCAAGAAAAUUUUCAGACAAACAAGUUUUUGGUACUCCUGAAUACAUAGCACCAGAAGUGAUCUUGAGACAAGGAUAUGGAAAACCAGUUGAUUGGUGGUCAAUGGGAAUUAUUCUCUAUGAAUUUCUUGUUGGUUGUGUUCCCUUUUUUGGCGAUACCCCGGAAGAGUUAUUUGCGCAUACUGUGCAAGACGAAAUUGAAUGGCCUGAUCACGAGGAUUGGCCUGUACAGGAAGAAGCGAAAGAUCUCAUAAUUACCCUUUUACAACACUCGCCUAGAGACAGACUUGGAACAGGAGGUGCACAAGAAAUUAAGGAACAUGUGUACUUCCAUGGAAUAGACUGGAAUUCUUUGCUUAGGAAAAAGGCUGAAUUUAUACCUCAACUUGAACAUGAUGAAGAUACCAGCUAUUUUGACAGCAGAAUAGAUCGUUAUUGUCACGAACUGGAGGAUGACACGGAUGAUACCGACGAUUCUCCAGUGUUCGGUUUAUUUUCAUCAUGUUCUCCCCAGUAUAAGAAAGUGUCUGAACUAAGUUCUUUGAGCACCACUGAUACCGAUCCCGAAAAUAGUUACUUAUCGUUGAAAAUGAGUAAUUCUGAUUUGUCGGUCCCUGGGACUCCUGAGAUCGUGGAUUCGAGACCUACAAUAAAAGUGGCUGACAAUUUAGUGCUACGUUCAAGAACAUUGGAAAAGAGGAAGCCUGAGAAUAAAAUGGUCUCACUUGAUUUAUCAUGUACAAUAAGCACUCCUGAAUCCUCGCAAACUGACAGUGAUGACGUGUCCCCUCAAAUCAAUAGAAGAAAAAAGACAGCACAUUCAAGAGAAUUUUUACCGAAGUUUUCAAUAUCUGUAGAAGAUGACCGCUGUUGUAUAUCUUCACCUGGAGCAGAAAAUAAAGAAUUUCCGUCCUUGAGUCAAAUAAAAGCCGGAUUAAUUGGACAUUCUUCUAGAUCGGUUGUCCGAAGUGCAAGUACUUCUGGAUUGUCACUGAUGAUCCCAACAGAAGAUAUAUCAACAACCACCCACUUAAUACAUUCACCAGGAGCUGGAGGGAGUUCCAGUACAGCAAGUUCCAGAGAUACUUCUCCAUGUCGUGAGCUUUCACCUUUGGGAACCACGUUAAAACCGCCUAUAAUUAUACGCAGAGGUCCUAAGGGUUUUGGAUUUACUGUGCAUACAAUUCGAGUGUAUUAUGGAGACACUGAUGUAUAUACAAUGCAUCAUCUAGUUAUGGCUGUAGACGAAGGAAGUCCUGCAUUUGAAGCCGGGCUCCGUCCAGCAGAUUUAAUCACUCACAUCAACGGUGAAACAGUGCAAGGCUUGUACCAUACUCAAGUGCUUCAACUUUUAUUGGGCGGGGCAGAACAUGUUAGUCUGAGAGCUACGCCUUUGGAACAAACUUCGAUCAAGACUGGUGGGCGGAAAAGAGAGCUAGGUCAAAGUAAGCUGGCUAGAAGAAGCCUAAACAGACAAAAAAAGCAGAAAAAGGAGAGUGAUAAAAGAAGAAAAACUUCAUUGUUUAAGAGAAUCAGCAGUAAAAGAGCUAGUGUAGAGAUGCAACAGAUAUCGGGAAAUGCCAUACAAUCCCCAGUAGGUGUAACUCCAAGCAGAAGUUUUCAGUCAUUUACAAGAAGUGCUGACAGUAGCUUCAGCCCGGCCGCAGUGAGACCCGUUGCUCCGAGAUCUAAUUUAACUACUUCAGAAUCUUUCUCACUCUCUACAGUUCAAUUUUCUGGUCAGUCCUCUUCAUCAGAAAGUCCUUCUCCAACUACAGUUCCUUCCAACCGUAACAGUAAACAACAUUAUCAAAGGCCUUCAACUUUACAUGGCCUAAAGCACAAACUGCAUACUACAGGCUGUCCAAAAUCAUUACAUGGUGCUGGGCCCGCCUGUUCUCCGGCUGUACAAAGUAGAAGGAAAUCUGUAGGUCACAUACCCUUAUCACCCUUAGCGCGAACUCCUUCGCCAUCACCAUUACCAGCCUCUCCCACAAGAUCUCCCAGUCCCCUGGCAUUCCCCAUCGGUCAUCAGCCAGGUAGCUCAAAUACUACCCAGUCCUAUAGUCCAAGUGCUGGUUCUGCUCCGAUAGCUAUAAUAAACCAACCGAAGAAAGGGUUUGCUAGGGCGAAAGGAGGAGAACCUGGUUCGCCAUUAUUGAGGAGAGCACUCUCGCCUGACAGAUUGCAUCCAAGAAGUGCUGAAAGCAAAUGUUCAAUCUCGCCGUUAUGUUCGUCAGGAAGUACGUGUAGCCCCAAUGUCAAAUGUCAAAGUAGGGUUGUUGGAAGUUCUUCUGUUUGGCAUCCUAAUACUCAACAAGAUCGAGAUAAAGAUAGCGAUUUGGAUACUUCUACUUCAAGUGAAUCAAGCUUAAAUUCGAGUACCUCCUCAGAGAACCGUUUAUCGCUAAAUUUAUCAGGUGUUGGUGAGUUACUUCCACGGAUAGCUGAAGAGAAAGAUUCUCCAACAAAUAGCCAAGAAGUGAAAUUUAAAAAACCCGCGAAAGGUAGCGAAGAUAUAGUGAAACUGGAUAACCCAACCCAAGACAAGACAGAAAAGGUCAGUAAACGGGAUUCCUCCAAUUCAGAUAAGAAUCUUACUAGUAAUGUUGGCCACAAAGUAAAUGAAAUGGUGAAAAAAGAUGCAGAACAUAUGCAGAAAAAAGAAAGCGCCGUAAAGUGUGAUAUAAGUAAGAAAUUUGAAAAGGAUAAGAAAAGGUUAGAAGAAGCAAGUAAAUUUGAAAAGGAAAAGAAAUCUAAAUCAGAGGAAGUUCAAAAAGUCGAAAAAGAUAAAGAUAAGAAAGCGAAGGUGGAAGAGACUCUACUUAAACCUAGCAAAUUAGAAGAAAAAGGACAAGGUAAGAAGGCAGAUAAGUCUGAGGAAGUUCCAAGUAGAGCCGGAAACGAACCGAAAAAAACUAGUGCAACUGAGGAAAUACAGAGUAAAGUAGAAAAUAAGAAAUCUGAAAGUGAAACGAAAAAGGCAACAAAUGAGGAAACGAAGCUAAAAACAGAGAAGUAUAAAAAGUCAGGUUCUAGUGAAUUUUCUCAGCAAAAGUCGGACAAAAAAGAUAAUUUAAAAUAAGUGGUUAGUAUAUAGUGUAACACUUGGUUUUAGGUGACUAAAACGUGUAGUAAAUUGGUAACAACAUACAUACAAACAUAUAUGUACCACCUGUCCAAUAUUCGUCUGAAACUAAUUAUUAAUGCCGCCUGCCAUCCAUAAAACCUUGAUAUAUUAUGAAAUUUUAAUUAGUUAUUUAAACCUUUAUAUAUUAUUUUUUAACCUUUUUUGGGGUUAGAAAUUUAAUGAUGCUUCUAAUGCUGCAUUCGGAUCAAGUGAGUCAAAACCAUAUAGAGUACGUUAUUUGGCCAAAAGGAUAUUGUUUUUCUAUUUUUUUAAAAGGUUUUUUCAUGAAAAUAACGUAUUUUUUGGUGGGACACCUGAUAAAGUGGUCAUUUUGAUUUUAUGGUUUUCCAUCUACCAGAAAAUUUUAAUUUUUUAAUAUUUUUUGAGGUUAGAAAUUAAAUGACACUUGCUUCUAAUUGUGCAUUCGAAUGAAGUGAGUCAAAACACCAUAGACUACGUUAUUUGGUCAAAAGGUUAUUGUUUUUCUAUUUUGUAAAAGCUUUUUUAUAUGAAAAUAACGUAUUUUUUGGUGUGGCACCUGAUAAAAUCGUCAUUUUGAGGUUAUGGUUUAGCAUUUUCGCAAAACCGAGAUGGCACUAAAAACAGACGAAAAGUUUAACGCCUGGUAAAGUUUUUGUAAGCAAAAAUGAAAUGGGCAGGAAGGUUCAUAUUCUAUAUUAUAUAUAUGUAUAAUUUAAAAUUCUUUUUAUUAAUUUAUUUAUUAAAUUUGUAAGUAUACAUCCAUGUUUAUGUAUAUUUACAGGGGUCUUUUUAGUAUUUCUUUUUAAUAAGUUAAUGCUUGCAGAUAAGUUUUAUCCUUUAAACGCUCUAUAAAUGAUAGCAAAUAUUAUUUAAUAUACAGGAAACUAGCAUAUAUAGUUAAUUUUAGUUAUGCGGAAAAAAAAACAAGACAACAGUUUUCAAUUUUCACGCAGUAUGGUGAUUACAAUUAAAAGGUUUUCUGCUGCAGAAAACUAUUGAACUAACUAAAACUUUAUACAAAAGCUACAAUAUCUAUUCUAAUAUGAGUCGUAAUGACUAACUAAUUUAAGAGACUGGUUUGAAUUUGGGUUGUCUUGCAGUGUCUGUUCAAACUCUAUUCCUAUUAGCUCAUUGGGGACGAGAUUGGUCAUCAUUUUUGUUUUUCUAUGGUUUAUCUUUAAGCCGACUCUCUGUGUUACUUGCUGUACUUGUUGUAUCAUAACUCUAGCUUCUCAUAAGUCGUCUGUUAUAAGAACAGUGUCAUCGUCAUAUCCUAGAUGAUUUAGUAUCUUUCCAUCGGUGAAUACACUUUGAGUCCGACUCUAAUCGUGUAAAUGCGUCCUCAAUGACUGCUUUAAAUAAAUAGUUAUUAAAUAGUCACAGUAUAAAUACUUUUGAUGACAAAGUAUCUCCAUGCACCCCCGGUGACAAUUUUUAUCUUCUCAGUUGCAAUGAAGGUUUACAGUUGUCGCAUUUUCGUGUAUAUUUCAAGUGCUUUCAAGGUAGCGACUGUUUCCACUGUAUCAAAUUCUUUGUGAAAGUCAACAGAAAUAAGAACAAGUGAUAUAUUCUAUUCGAUAGGCUUUUCUGACUAGAGUUUUAAGGCACUGCAGAUGGGCGUUUGUUCCGUGGCCUGUUCGAAAUUCUUCUGCAAUCAGAAGAAUUCUUCUGCACAACAUACAAAUCAACAAAAAAUUUCAGGGAGACGAUUAGUGCCAUCAUUCUUCAUUUGAAAAUGUUUGGUCUUCACUAUCCGGCUUCAGAUUUAUUUUUAUUUGGGAUAAAGUUACCGAUUGUCAAUUUGAUAGCAUACAAAGCAGUAUCCUGUAUAUUAUUUUUUGAAAAGUGUUUUUAAAAACGAGAUGAUGUUGUUUGGGGUAGUAUUUUCUAAUAAACUUUUAUUCCUUAUUUAUGUUCGCUGCAUAAUAGCUUUAGCAUAACAUUGGCUGUGACCAAAUAUGCUUCAUUUAUUGAGAACCAUUCUUGUUUUGUUUUGUAAGGAUGAAAGUUCGACAAGGAUAAAAACAUUUGUUCGUGUUUCUUAUAAUUUUAUUUGUCUUCUGGAUUUAUCGGCUCUUACAAGCAGACUGAGCAUUAAGUGUUGAUAGCUUUUGACCUUUCUUCUAUAAGCUACUACUAUAAACUCCUUUGUACGUAUCACCUUUUUUGAAAACAAACUAUGCUGAUUGUAAUUGUAAUUAUAACAAGGUUAAAACUUUAUUGUGUUUCUCUUACAGCGCGUUUACACGAUAUCUCUUUUAGUACGUUGUUGCAUGCAUCAAGAGGCAAGUGACAUACAUCCUUUACAAUUUUUGUAUUUUUAAUCAGCGUUUAAAACUUAGUUUAGAAAAAGGUAAGGAAAAACUUAGUAGGACAAAAACAGAGUAUUUGGAAUGUUCAUUUAAAGAUGGAGUUACUACAAAUAAAAUGGUAUCUUUGGAUGGUGAACUGAUUGUAAAAAGCAAUAGUUUUAAGUACCUGGUAUCGGUAUUACAGAGUAAUGGAGAAAUAGAUGGGGAUGCAUGCAGUAGAAUUAGGGCUGGAUGGAUGAAGUGGAAAGAAGCCAGUGGUGUGUUGUGUGACAGAAAAAUUCCAAUGAAGCUGAAGGGAAAAUUCUAUAAAACAGCCAUAAGACCGGCUAUGAUGUACGGAACUGAAUGUUGGGCAGUGAAGAAGAAAGAGGAACAACGAAUGCAUGUGGCGGAAAUGAGAAUGCUUAGAUGGAUGAGUGGAGUGACAAAGAAGGAUAAAAUUAGAAAUGAGUAUAUUAGGGGAAGUCUGGUGUGGCACCAAUUGAUGCCAAAAUGAGAGAGCAUAGGUUAAGAUGGUUUGGUCAUGUUCAACGUCGAGACGUUAAUCACUCAAUACGAAGAAUAGCUGAAGUGCAGAUUCCUGGAAGGAGUAGGAGAGGAAGACCAAAGAAGACCUGGGGGAGACGAUAAGAUAAUGUUGGUAAAGCGGAUUAACAUUGAUAUGACCCAAGAUAGAAUUGUGUGGAGAAAUGCAAUUAGGGAAGCCGACCCCGCAUAGGGAUAAGGCAAAGAGAAUGAUGAUAUCUUACUAAUUUAAUUAAUAAAUCAUCGUUGUACACCCAAUUGGAUAGACACAAGUAAAAAAUUUGAGUUUUGUUGUCCAAAAAGCUUCUGGCACUUACCUGUUAAGUGAAUUCUCCAUUUUUUUUUUAAUUUUAAAUGUCAUCGCAAUGCUUUGCGCAUGCCUGUUUGGAGGCGUACUCAGUUGCGUGCCUCGAUGCAAGAUCAUCAGAUAGACGAACAGAUCGUCGUGUAAAUGCGCCAUUACUGUCAUAUUGAUUUCCACAGGCGGACAAAGCAUAUGUAAGCUUCUAUUUUAUCUUAUAUAGGGAACAUUCCCAGUGGAUGGCUGUAUAUCAUAGUUUAGAAAAACUUACAAGGAAGUAGAAAACUUCUUGUGUAAUUGGAAUAUUACUUUUUAUGGGACCAUGAUCAAUGAUACUUGAACAUUGGCCAAAAGCCGCUUACAAGUCGGUAUAAGUAAAAUAUACUGACAAUGUUAAUGAUUAUGGAUCUAAAAGGGAAGAUAAUGAGUCCUUACUCGAAAAGGGCGAGUUACCACCCAACUGAUAAGACUGUCUUCUGAUUGACACCUGAUAUGGCCGAAAACGUUUUGAAAUUUUUGUUAAUCUGUUAAUUUUUAAAGUUUUAUACUUCCUUGUAAGUUUUUCUUCUCUGUUAUGUUUUUUAUCAAAAGAAGUUUUAUCUUUGUAUGUGUAUAAGGCCCGGUCUUUCACUUCCGAAUAACUAGUUAUUGGGAAGUUUAUCCAGCAGAUUACAUGUAAAUCUAUCAAAUAAACUUCCCGAUAACUAGUUAUUCGGAGGUGAAAAGACUGGGCCUAAGUGUAUGAAAACGUUUAGUAUUAUAGAUUGAAUUGAUGUGAGGUAGCUAUAACAAUAUUGAAAAAUAUUUCAUAUGUGUUUAAAUAACGUGUGAUAAAUGGUAAAUAAUAGAAUAAUUUUGAUAAGGAUGAACCCUGUAACGAACAUUUUAAAGAAUUUUCAGUUAAGCACUGGAAAGUAUAGAUGAACGUGUCGUACCUACAAAAAGGGUCCAGAAUCAACAACGUACGGCAUAUAGAUAAUCUAAUACUUUGAUUCAGAUGAGGGUCAGAAGAAUUUACUGUAUAGUGUAUCGAUAAUAUGUGAGUUAAUAUACAUAAAUCUAAUAUUAUCGUCACCUCUUCUUUUGAGCUAUUUCAACAUAACAAUUUUGACAGUAAUUGUUUAACAGCUGUUCCACCUCUCUACGUACCUUCAAAUUUACUUCCAAAGCCGUGUAGAAUUGGCAACGUUGCAAUAUCGGUUUAAGGUAGGCAGAUCUGCAGUGGGCCAUUAUAAAUAUAUGUAAUGUAUAUCAAAAUGGAGCACUCGUGAGUGUAGGGUCUUUCGGUCAAGUAGGUGGAGAAAAAAGACAACAUAUUCGGCUACUUUAUCUGUUUAAGACGUUUCGUUUACUGCUCAGUAAACAUCAUUAGUUCAUCUACAAAAUGAGUGUUAUAAGAAACAACAUCCAAAAAAGAAGUAAAAAACACUAGUGUUACCUUAAAAAAGACAUGUAGCAAGAGAUAAGAUGUACAAGUAAAAAAAUAUCUUAUCCAAUGAACCAUCAAAGUAAUGUAAAAGUAUAUAAAACAUUUGAGUUUAUAGUUAACAAUUAAAAAACUUUAGUACAGCUAAAGGCAAGACCAUGUGACAAACAGUCACAUAUAAAAAACAAGUGGAAGAAAAACUAGCUUGUUUUUAAUGUCAGAAAAAACCAAGAGUAAACCAAGAUUAAUAAUAUUUAAGCAUAUUUCCAAGAUUAAUAAUAUGCUUAAAUAUUAUUAAUCUUGGAAGUGUGAAUCUGGUUUACUCUUUUUUUUUUCUGACAUUAAAAACAAGCUAGUUUUUUUUCACUUGUUUUUUAUAUGUGACUGUUACCACAUGGUCUUGCCUUUAGCUGUACUAAAGUUUUUUAAUUGUUAACUACACUCUCAAAUAUACACUUUUUAUAUACUUUUACAUUACUUUGAUGGUUCAUUGGAUAAGAUAUUUUUUACUUGUACAUCUUAUCUCUUGCUACAUGUCUUUUUUUAAGGUAACACUAGUGUUUUUUACUUCUCUUUUGGAUGUUGUUUCUUAUAACACUCAUUUUGUAGAUCAACUGAUGAUGUUUACUGAGCAGUAAACGAAACGUCUUCAAUAAACAGAUAAAGUAGCCGAAUUCUUUGUCUUUUUCUCCACCUACUUGACCGAAAGACCCUACACUCACGAGUGCUCCUUUUUUAUAUUGGAAUUGACGGUCGUACUGCUUUUAUGACGUAAUGUAUAUCUAUAUGUAUGUGGUAAGUGUGUUUACAUAUAUAUAGAGAACGAUAAGUUUAUAUUAUUUAUUUAUCAUUCUUUAAGUAAUUUGCGCACACAUUAUCUUUUUUCUGUCAUAAGCGCCCACUUUACAGGAUGACCUCACUGAUAUAGAGCCACUGCCAGGAGCAAAACUCCUUUCAGCGUAAAGAUAUAAAAUAAAAUUGCAUUUUCAAUAAAAUAUUUCACACUUUUGGAAUAGCUCUUAACCGUUUACAUCCUGGCAGGAUACUUUGGUAUGGCAAAUGUAGACAUAGGUCUUAUUUUUUCAACUGCCUUUGGUAAUUUGAAGUAUAUUUUGGAACAAAAAUCCUUCUCUUGAGCAAUCUUCACCCAAUUCCCUACGCCCAUAACUUUAAAGUAUCCUGUUGUAUUUAGUCGUGUGAUAGAUGACCGAAAUUAACUUUCAGGGAUAACGUGCCCAUAACUAUUUACGUAAAUUCGGUGUGAUGGAUCUUUCAUCGUUAUGAGAUAGUUAUUUCUUCAGCGUUAAAAAAAGAGAAAUAACAUUUUACUAACAAAGUUUGAAGUAACAAAGAGAACCUUAUGUAGAAAUAGUACAAGUUGAAGAGAGCGCGAGAGAUCGAUCGGAAAAGGAUCCGAACAUGCCACAAGCUUGACAGGAUGUGAAGUUACCCAUAAAAGCAGCGUUGCCGAGUUGAUACAAUUGUACUAGUUUGAUACAAUUAACAACCAAACUUUUGAUACUAAAGUAUCUUAAAGUAAAAACCUCCAAUUUUGUGAUAUAAGAAAUUUGCUUCAAAUAACAUUAAACGACGUUUUUUUAAGUUUUUGUACAAAAUGUGUUGGUUUAGUACAUUUUGAGUCACUAUUUCAGUCAUUCCAGUGCAUUUACAAAAAUUUCUCUGGUAACACUGUAUAUGUUUAUAAAUUUCAACAAUUAUAUUGAAUUAUCUCGAGUUGAUUUUUCUAUGAUUUUUAAAAUUGUAUUACCCUUCUACAUAUUCUUAAAUUAUUAGCUUUACUUUUUAUUGUUAAUUAUUAUAUUAAUCGUAUUAUUACCUACAGGCGUGUAAUUGUUAUUUGAAGUCUAUUUUUUUUUAUAUUUUUAAUUUUGUACUGCUUUAUAUUUUUCAUAUUAAAUUAAUAACAUGCCGCACAAAAUCAUAGGACAACAUAAAGCAGAGUUAUUCGUUGAAUAUUCACUUGAUUUAUAUCUAAAAACAAUUCAAAAGAUGAACUAACCUUACAUAUCCUUACAUAACUACAGAGUUUCAUAACUUGAGGUUUAACGUCGCGUUAUAAAGUGACAGUUGAUAUACCAGAUAACUCAAGAACUGUCAAGAAUUAACACAAGUAGUUAAGUUAAAUAUGAUACAUCACACCAAUUCGAGGAUUAUAACAUAACUACAGGAUAACUUUACGGUAACGAUAACUUCGGUCAUCCAUAACACGGCUGAUUAUCUCACCACCAGAGUCGAAGUCGUCUACGUGAUCUUCUUCACAUACCGGCCUUAGUAUUCUUUUGUCAAAAUGUCUUCUGAGGUUUCGUGACCAUUAGAGUCUUCUGGACUUUCUUUUAUUAUGUUUGCGUCUCGAUAUAGUUCUUCGAGCUCUGUUAGUUCUUAUCCUAUAUUGUCCUGCUGAUCCAUCAAAUUGUAUCUUUGUAUUUCUUGUUAGUUGUUUCGAUUAUAUAAGAUUUUGAAGGCCGCAAAGACAUCUGUCGCGGGCUUCUAUCCUAUUGUUUAUUUCUUGUGAUUCGCUAUUGUCUUCAGUUAUUGUUGUUCCAAGAUACUUAAAGGACCCCGCACAAACUUUAUGGAAAAUAGGUCCCAGUGGAUUUCGUUCAUACUUUGGGAAAAUACUAUUUAAAGCAUCCUGAUAAAAAGUGUUCAUGGGCACAACUCAAUCGUAUGAAGGAUUUUCAAGAUAUAGAGGCCCAAAAUCGGAAAAUUAUAAGAUUUACGGGGUAUUCCAAUUCCGUGAGUUAUUGGUUAUUUGGCAACAUGUAGAAGUUUGGAUCAAGGAAAAGAAUAGUUAGGAUUUUUUCCUGGCUAUCCAAUGGCGACCUUUACUUUGACCUUGACCUUCAACGGACGUCAUCUUCUAGAGUUUCGAGGGUUUUCGGCAUUCAAUUGAUAUAAACAGAUUACUCAUGGGUUUUUGGGAUCGCUAAACACGCAUAUUCCAUCAGAAUUGCCCUCUCGAUGACGUGGUGGCCAGGGCCUCUGCAAGGGACGUCAUCUUCUAGAGUUUCGGUGGUUUUCGGCAUUUAAUUGAUGCAAAUGAAUUACUGGAGGGUUUUUUGAGGUCGCUAUACACGAAUAUGCCACCAGAACCGACUCCCAGAGCACCUGAUUUCCAAGGUCAAUGAAAGCAGCUCCUGGAGUUUCGAGGGUCAUUGGUACUACAUUAAUACAAAUGGAUUAAUUAUAGGUUUUUGGAGUUGCUGAACACGAAUACGUGAUUAGUACAGACACAGGAGCACCUAUCGCCUAAGGCACGUCAUCUUCUGGAGUUUCGAGAGUUUUCGGUACUAAAUUGAUGCAAACGGAUUGGUACACACCGAGUAGGUACUCGGAGGUUUUCUGAGUUUCUGUUCAAAGAAAGCGUAGAAAUUGGUGAAAACUUUUUUCUUGCUAUUUGUAGAUUUUUUUUAAAACAAAUGUUGUGCUAUUCAAUUGUUUUAAUUAUUUAUAAAUAUAAACUCAGUUUAUAUCUGACAAUGUUUUUCCUUCAUUUAUUUUAAGAUCAAUUUACUAUAUUCUAUUUCGAUAAUGUUAUUCAUCGUGGUCACUAGAUACUCCAAAGUCUUUUAUCUAAGUGAUAUUCGUGUUCAGCAACCCCAAAAACACAAGAGUAAUUCGCUUGCAUCAAUUUAGUACCGAAAACUCUCGAAACCCCAGAAGAUGACAUGCCUUAGGCACCAGGUACCCCGGUAUCUGUUCUUAUGGCAUAUUUGUAUUUAGCAGCCCCAAAAACUAAUGAGUAAUACCCAUCUGCAUCAAUUUAAUGCCAAAACCUGUCGAAACUCCAGAAGAAGACCUGCCUUCGACGGCACAAGGUGCUCUGUGGAUCGGAUAUGAUAUGGAAUUCACGUUCAGCAGCCCCAAAAGCCUGUGAGUAAUCAGUUUACAUUAAUUUAGUACCGAAAGCUCUCGAAUCUCCAAAGCAUGACGUGCCUUUGGCACCAGGUACUCCGAUGUCUGUUCUGAUGGGGUAUUCGUGUUCAGCAACUCCAAAAACCUAUGAGUAAUCCGUUUGCAUUAAUGUAGUACCAAAGACCCUCGAAACUCCAGGAGCCCCUUUCAUUGACCUUGGAAACCAGGUGCUCCGGGAUUCGGUUCUGGUGGCAUAUUCGUGUUUAGCGACCUCAAAAAACCCUCCAGUAAUCCAUUUGCAUCAAUUAAAUGCCGAAAACCAUCGAAACUCUAGAAGAUGACGUCCCUUGCAGUGGCCCUGGCCACCACGUCAUCCGGAGGUCAAUUCUGAUGGCACAUUCGUGUUUUGCGAUCUCAAAAACCCAUAAGUAAUCUGUUUAUAUCAAUUUAAUGCCGAAAACCCUCGAAGCUCUAGAAGAUGACGUCCGUUGAAGGUCAAGGUCAAAGUAAAGGUCGCCAUUGGAUAGCCAGGAAAAAAUCCUAGACUUCUAGUAGUUUUCCUUGAUCCAAACUUCUAUAUGUUGCCAAAUAACCAGUAACUCACGGAAUUGGAAUACCCCGUAAAUCUUAUUCUUUUCCGAGUUUGGGCCUCUAUAUCUUGAAAAUCCUUCAUACGAUUGAGUUGUGCCCAUGAGAACUUUUUAUCAGGAUGCUUCAAAGAGUAUUUUCCCAAAGUAUGAACGAAAUCCACUGGGACCUAUUUUCCAUAAGUUUUGUGCGGGGUCCUUUUCUGAUAUAAUCGAUUGUUAUAUUCUGUCCGAUUCUAUCUGUGUUUCAGUUAUUGCGGCUGAUAUACAUAUAUUAAGUUUUGUUUUCAUUGAUUAUGAGCCCCAUUUUAUUUGCUUCCUUUUCGGAACUGAUUAUACACUACAAUAAUAUUUGUGUUCAUUAAUAUAUUUCGGGAGUCAUGAAAAUCGAUUGACUUUAAUUAUUAGAAUACAAAAUUAUAGUAUAAUAAACAAGUAAUCAUUACUAACCUUUCAAUCAGCUCACUUUUUUCCUUUUUGUGGACGUCCAUGUCAUUUGAGCCACCUUUUUCAUUGCGUACGAUUAUAGGCUUCAACGGAAUUAUAAAUAAGUGAAGCACCAUGGACGAUUUUUUCUAAUGAUUGAUUCAAUUGUGAAGAUAAUAUUGCGUUCUCAGCCGUUGUUGAUCAAAAUAGUACGAACUAUUGAGUUGGGACUAUUUCAACAUGGCGGCUGAGCUUGCUCUCGUCAUAUGAUAAAAAGACUUACACAAUAAACUGUUAAACAUGUCUACCUCCAGCGUUGCCAAGUGUACAACAGCACGGCUCGAGAAGUAGAGGUAACUUUAGUACAGUACACUGUUUCUUGUGAUACGGUUUUUCAGAUAUAUUUGAUGAAUGUUGAUCGAUCAAAGAGUGUGUAGUUAUACUAUGCUAGACAGACAAUUUACGGACUGCCCCUUUAUUUAACGUUUUAUCCGUAACAUGAUUAAACAAAAAGUACCUACAUCCUUUGUUAUUUUCAUUGAAUUUUUGUUAAAUUUUUUGGAUGUAAGAACAAUAUUAAAUAUUCAAACUUUAUAGGUCUGUUAUACCUUGUCUUAUUUUAUAUGUGAUAACUAGGAAUUAUCUAUGCUUUUUUAAACUAAUUUUUUAUAUAUUUAAUUGGAAAUUUUCUAAGAAAUUCGACGCUUUUUGUGUGAUUUAUCAAUUAAAUGCAGAUUUAUUGUGAUUUUUUGUAAUUUAUUUCAUUUUAAAUAAAUUACUAAUGAUUUAAAAUCGUAAAAUGUGAAACAUACUGUUGAUAGUACAGGGUGAGUAGGAAGAAUGUUUCAGGAGUGUAAAAUAAAAUAAUUUGAAUAAAUUCUACUAUAUUUCAUGCGAAUAAACCGCAAUGUUAAUAAUUGACAAUAUAUUUCACUUUUUGAUUUUAGCUUUUGAAAUCGUUCUCAAAACACAAAAUAAAUAAAGCGAUAUUAAUAAUCCUAAAAAUAGUAAAAGUAAUAAUAAUCUUUUCAGAAUCAUAUCACGGAGUGUAGAUUUCGUAUAAGAUAAUUCAUUCUUUCUGGUAUUUCGUCUACAACUGUCCCAGAUAUAAAAUUAUAUACGGAUGGCCAAAAAAAUGCAACAUCUAGCUAGAGAAAGAAAUAGCUAUUUGUAUAACAAGGGAGGAAAGUGCUACUUUUUCUCCCGAGAAUGAAGUUUACUGCCCGACGCGUAGCGGAGGGCAGUAAUCAUUCAAGGGAGGAAAAGGCACUUUACUCCCAUGUUAUACAUAUGGUUUUUCCACCUUCCUCAAAUAACAAGUCAUUUUUUCAUUUUUACUUAAUUUAUUUAUGUAACUAACCAACAAAAUUUAUUAGAACUAAAACUAACAAGUAGGUACAAUAUAACUGUCAACUGUCAAAUAUAAGUCAAAUUAUUAAUGUAAACAUUGUUAAAUCAGAAUAACAAUUUACUGUUUUUUUACCAUUCUGCAAAAUACAGUGUUUUUAAAUAAACGUUAAAAUGUAUAGAUACUUACGUAAUAGAAAAUAGGUAUUGUACAGGGCGUCAAUAAGUUAUAUUUCAUGAAUGAAAUACCAUGACGUCACUUUUACUUUUCCUCCCUAGGGAGGAAAAGUACAACUUUGCUCCCUACAAUCAGGUCCGGAAAAGUAUACUUUCGGUAGAGGUAGGUGGAAAAAUAUUUUUUUAAACAUUAUCCAGAUUCUUCUUAUGGCAUACCACAGGUCUUCUAAGUUUGCUGGAGGACCUGGCAAUCGACUUAGGUUUCGACCUUUCAUAUUCCACACAUGUUCGAUUGCUGACAAAUCAGCUGAUCAUGAUGGCCAGUCCAACGUCUAUACAGGGUGAGUCAUGAGGAACUGUACAUACUCCUACCUCGUAUAGAGGCCCCUAUGGGGAAUAACAAAUGACCAUUAAAAAGUAUCUGCUCCCAUUGUUUAAUAAUAUACAGGGCGAGUUUCGCAUUUUGACAGAAACUUUACUACCUUGACGGUAGUCGUCAUUAUUUAUGAACGGUCAGAUCGAUGUGUCUCUUAUUUUGGUCAAUCGUUACACUAUUACCACCUAAUCAACUGAUUUAGUCAAACUAGAAAAAAAUCAGGUCCGGCCUUAAAAAAUUAGUUCGUUUUGGUCUUAGAAAAAAUUUCACCCUGUAUACGCUUUUUGAAAACUCUAAUAUAAAUUUUACAAAUUAGACAAAUAGGCAAUUAAAAUGGCAUAUUUCUUUUUUUCCCCACACGAUUACUUAAUUUUUUAUUAAUAAUGAAAUUUGUCAAAAUCGCAAUUUUACCAUAAAAAUAAAAAAAAUGAACGUUUUUCUUAAAAUUAAAAGUUUCACCAUUUUUUUUUCUAUAACACGUCUAGAUCUAAAACUCCCCAUACACUUCUCUUUGGACUCUAUAGUUUAACAUAGACGUGAUCAAAUAGAUAAAUUUUAAAUUUUUUCACUUAAUUUUUGCGAUUUAACUUUGCAAUUCACGAAUCUGCACCUUUUAUUUUUAAAAAUUCAUAACUUUUACGAGAAGAAAACUGAAAGUCUACAACAAUUUUCAUAGUCUUCACAAUGGUAAGAGAUAUGUGCUGUAAAAAUUUCAGAAAAAAAAUUUUAAAAUGGAACAGGGUUGUAGCGAGUUGAUUUCAUUUUUUUUUUUUCAUUUUUAGGUUAAAAUUCCGAUUUUGAUAAAUUUGAUUUUUUAAUAAAAAAUUAAGCAAUCGUGUGGGAAAAAUAAAUAAGCAAUUUUAAUUGCCUAUUAGUCUAAUUUGUAAAAUUCAUAUUAGAGUUUUCAAAAAGCGUAUACAGGGUGAAAUUUUUUCUAAGACCCAAACGAACUAAUUUUUUAAAGCCGGGCCUGAUUUUUUUUCUAGUUUGAAUAAAUCAGUUGAUUGGGUGGUAACAUAAAUUAAAUAUUUAUUCAAAAAAAAAAUUAAUUUUUGUCAUAAAAGUUAUUUUUUUAAAUCUAUGGUUCACUUUACCAAACUUUUAAUAAUUAUUCAUAGUCAAAUUUGAUUUUUUUCAAAAAAAUUGAGUAAUCGUGUGGGGAAAAAAUAAAUAUGCCAUUGUAAUUGCCUAUUUGUCUAAUUUGUAAAAUUCAUAUUAGAGUUUUCAAAAAGCGUAUACAGGGUGACGUUUUUUCUAAGACCCAAACGAACUAAUUUUUAAAACCGGACCUGAUUUUUUUCUAGUUUGACUAAAUCAGUUGAGUGGUGGCAAUAGUGUAACGAUUGACUAAAAUAAGAGACACAUCGAUCAUCUGACCGUUCAAAAAUUAUGACGAAUAUAAAUUUCUGUCAAAAUGCGAAACUCACCCUGUAUAUUAUUAAACAAUGGGAGCAGACACUUUUUAAUGGUCAUUUGUUAUUCCCCAUAGGAGCCUCUAUACGAGGUAGGAGUAUGUAGAGUUUCUCAUGACUCACCCUGUAUACCAGAUUCUUGUAUGAACCCCAUGGUUUCACGGGCCAUAUGAGGUCUUGCGUUAACCUGUUAAAAGAUGGCAUGUGAAUUGUUUGUAGGUAAGGAUGUAACACCGGUUGCAAUACUUCACCAAUAUAUCGUCGAGCUGUGAGAGUGCCGUUACUAAGAAUUAGAAGUAAUCUGCUUUCCAACCAUGACACUUCCCAUGUUCACCUCAUACCAUAAUACUUGGUUGUCUCACUGUAUGACGUUCAACAGCCAAGUCUAUACAGAGCCACCCAAACAAAACCUAGAUUAAUCACUGAAGCAGACAAAAUUCUAGUGGCCAUUCCAGUAAGCUCUCAGUCCCAUUCUAAGUAAUCUUUGAUUAACUGUUCUUCUUGACACUGCCCUUCCUGUAGCUGCAACUAUAUUUCUCUGACGCCGACAAGUCUAAUUAGGUUUGUUCCAACUCGAUAAAAAACCGUUCUUGAAUCGUUACGCCCAUGCGCAAUAACGAAUGAUUAUGCGCAGUAACACAUUUUUCGUUACUGCGCAUACUCGUAACCGUUUAAGACGGUUUUGUAUCGAGUUGGAACAAACCUAUUAUUGCACCAUCUCCUCCAAACUCAACACCGUAGGAGAAUACCUUACAUACUUAAUAACUAAUAACAUAGGCCUCCUCUAAGUUUCUCCAUGUCCCUGUCUUGAGCUACCAUCAUUCAGUUCCCGGCAGUUCUCUUUUCAUCGUCACUCCAGCGCGUUGGUGGUCGACUUCGUUUGUUCGCUUGCGUUUGCCAUUCCAUGUUAUCACCGUAUCUGCUCCGUAUGUUAUCACCGGCAAUAAGAUAAUUUGUUACAAACUACAAUAUGAAAGCGAAUAUGAACACCGACGACAAACAGUGCGAGAAGAAAUCAACACCAGCCUCAGUGUAGCAGAAAACCAAAUCCGCAGAACAGACAACGUAGAUGAAAAACUGAAGUAUAUAAGCACUAUAAUAAGAACUACGGGAAAUAAACACCUAACCAAAUCUACAAAGAAACAUAAGGUGUGGAUGACACCAGACAUACUAGAACUAAUGGAUGAAAGACGCAAAUUGAAGAAUAAUUCAGAAAAAUACAGAGAGGUUGAUAAGAACAUAAAGGAAUAAUAAGGAAGGCCAAAGAAUCAUGGAUUAAAGAACAAUGUGUAGAAAUGGAAAACUAUGAAAGAAAGUAUGACACAUUCAAUACACAUAAAAAAGUAAAAGAACUUACAGGAACCCAAAGAAGACAUCAAAUAAGUUUGCUUAAGGUCAAAGACGGAAAUAUUAUUAUAGACUUAAUAGAAAAAAUUAAUAGAUUUAGUGAAUACAUAAGAGAAUUGUUUGAGGACAACAGAAAUAACAUUGUCCAGGUAAAUGGUGAAACGGGACCUGAAAUCCUAAAAUGUGAAGUAGAAAUGGCACUUAGAAAUUCCAAAACUGGAAAUGCAAAUGGACCCGAUGAGUUUCCUACUGAAUUACUAAAGCUCUUGAAUGAUGAAUCAAUAGGUAUAAUAUUGCACUUAUUUAACACAGUAUACAAUACUGGUAUUAUACCUCAAGAGUGGCUGCUGUCUACAUUCGUUACACUCCCAAAGAAAUCCAAUGCAAAAGAAUGUUCAGAACAUCGAACAAUAUCUUUAAUGAGCCAUCUACUAAAGAUAUUUCUAAAAAUCAUCCACAACCGAGUUUAUCAAAAGUUGGAGUCAGAUAUUAGUAAUACACAGAUGGGGUUCAGAAAAGUACUAGGUACUCGAGAAGCUCUCUUCGGUUUGAAUGUUCUUACACAAAGGUGCCUAAACGUUAAUCAAGAAGUACAUGCAUGUUUUAUCGAUUUUGACAGAGUACGCCACGAUAGGCUAAGAGACAUUCUUGAAAGAAAAGACAGAUAAUAAAGAUCUGCGAAUAAUUCUCAACUUAUAUUGGAAUCAGAAAGCUAACAUCAAAAUAGAAAAUGAGAUACCAAAAGCAAUAGAAAUACGUAGAGGAGUAAGACAGGGAUGCAUUUUGUCACCAUUGCUAUUUAAUGUAUAUAGUGAAAGCAUCUGUCAGGAAGCCCUUUUGCAAGCAAAUGAAGGAAUCGUAAUCAAUGGAGAGGUUGUAAAUAAUAUUCGAUACGCGGACGACACUACUAGUUGCAAGAACAGUAGAAGAAUUACAACGAUUACUUACAAACAUAAAUAUUGCUUGCAACAAUUAUGGCAUAAACAUUGAUAUCAAAAAAACCAAGUAUAUGGUCUUCAGUAAAAUCAUGACACAACCAGCACUUAUUAGUAUAAACGGCAUUCAAAUUGAAAAAGUAUUAAGUUACAAAUACUUGGGAACUUUAAUAAACGAAACUGGAGACCAAAACAAUGAAAUAAAAAGACGUAUCGAAAUUGUCAGGGCCACCUUCAUAAAGAUGAGAAAAUUCUUCAGAUAUAAGCAUCCCUCUACGAUUUAGAAUGCUAAGAGGCUACGUAUUUAACACGCUAUUAUACGGUGUAGAGUGUAGAGGCCUGGACUCUCAAACAGAACAACAUAAAAAUAUUGAAAGUUUCGAGAUGUGGUGCUACCGUCGAAUGCUGAAGAUGAGUUGGGUUGAAAGAAUCACAAAUCUCGAAGUAAUACGAAGGAUAGGAAGAGACCCAGAAAUUUUGUUAACGAUAAAACGAAGAAAACUCGAGUAUUUGGGUCACCUAAUGGGAGGUCAUAAAUACGCAUUACUUCAAAAUAUAAUGCAAGGAAAAAUAGAAGGAAAACGGAAUCCAGGCCGUAGAAGAAUGCCAUGGUUGCGGAAUUUGAGAGAGUGGUUUGGCUGCACCACUAAUGAACUUUUUAGGUCAGCUGUAAACAAGGUCAGGGUAGCCUUGAUGAUUUCCAAUCUCCGAUAGGAGUGGCAUAAGAAGAAGAAGAAGAGUAGCUUACCAAACGCAGUCCAGCCCAAACCUAUUCCGCGCUGUAUCUUGUGCAUUUUCUUAUUCUUUCCAAUUUGUAUCUCAUAUCCAAGGUAUUUAUACACAUGUGUUUCAGUUAUGUCGGCAUCAUCUAUUCUGAUGUUUUGUGCAAGCACGAAAUUAAUUCUUGUUUACUUUAUUUAUAAAUCAAUAAAAAUUUUUAUAUUGUAGUUUGUAACAAAUUAUCUUAUAGGUCUGGAUCCCGUGUAUGAAAAAAAAAGCUGAUUAAUAGCAAGCUGAAAAUUUGUUAAUAGCUUAAGGGUGUCUAGUCGGACAAACUUUGAUAUAUGGGAACACUGGAACAGGAAAAGUUUUAAUUGUGGAACAGGUUAAAAAUUUGGAACGGUCAGACCAUAAAAACGUCACAUGUAUUUUGUCCGACAGAACUUCCAAUUGAUUUGUUAUCCUUUCAUUAAACUCUUAUGCAAAAAUCAGGCUGCUAUUUAUCACCAAACGGGCAUUGUAAUGAGUGGAACACGUAGAAUAUGCCAAAUGACAGGAAUUAUGACAGGUGAUAAAUAGCAGUCUGAUUUUUGCAUGAGAGUUUAAUGAAAGGGUAACAAAUCAAUUGGAAGUUCUGUUGGACAAAAUACAUGUGACGUUUUCGUGGUAUGACCGUUCCAAAUUUUUAACCUGUUCCACAAUUAAAACUUCCCCUUUUCCAGUGUUCCCAUAUAUCAAAAUUUGUCCGACUAGACACCCUUACGCUAUUAACAAAUUUUCAGCUUGCUAUUAAUCAACUUUUUUUUCAUAUGCGGGAUCCAGACCUAUUACUAUUGUUAUCAAUUGUUCGAACUCGAUGGUAAUAUUUUUAGAAAUAAGCGAUAAUUUUUUAUAAUAUCCCGUCGUCAAGCAUUACGUCAGAUGUUCUUCGUUAUUACGCGAAAAUGAACAUUCCGUGACAUUGCCCUCGUGACACUUUGGCAUAAUUUCACUCCCCUUCGGGUCGUGAAAUCAAAACUGUCAAAGUGUCACUCGGGACACAAAUCGAUAAUUUUAGAGCUCUCGUGCAAUUACCACUGAUACAAUACGCACUGCGCAUACACUUUUCUCUUCAAACAUAUGUGCAUAUCAUUUUUACAUAUUUCCAGUAGCUUACCAAAUCCAGCCCAGCCUAAACCUAUUCCGCGCUGUAUCUUGUGCGUUUAGCUAUUCUUUCCAAUUUGUAUCUCAUAUCCAAGGUAUUUAUACACAUGUGUUUCUGUUAUGUCGGCAUCAUCUAUUAAUCUAUUCUGAUGUUUUGUGCAAGCACUAAUUUUGUCAUUAUUUGAGUUUUGCUUACGUUUAUUCGGAGACCUACUGCAGAUCCAGCUUAUGUCAUUUCUUCAAGCCUAUACUUGGCCUCGCCGAUGUUAUUCGUGAUCAGAACGAUGCCAUCUACGAAUCUAAGGUGCAUCAAUCUUUCUCCAUCAAUAUUAAUGCCUGUUGGUCGAUAUAAUGGCCUAAAAAGGCUACUUGAAUGCUUUUCCUUAUUAGCAACGCACUCAGCCGGAUUUUGCUAAUGUAAAGUGCAAUAUUAUUGUAUUAGCCAUUGUAUAGUUGCCUGAAACUAAGAGGUACCAACUUAAAGUACGAAUAUUUUAUUUAAGAUAUUAAUAAAGAAAAAUUAAGUUAUGUAUUAAAACGAAGUUAGAUUAAACUAAACAAAAGUUUGUAAUAAUUUGUUUAAAAAACAUUUUGCCUCACUCACCCUGUAUAAACUACAUCACAUAUGUUGUGUAUUUUAAAUUAAAUAAUCUUUAUGUAUAUAAAAUUGCUUUUUUUACAAAUAAAUAGGAUAGUCUAACUGCAUUUUUUAGUCACUAUAAAUGUUUUUUGUUUGUGUAAAUACAUAAAAAAAUUGUUAAUGUGAUUCUUCCAGAAGAAGUAAAUUAUCACUGUUCGUAAUAUACCCCACUGAAUUGUAA